This is a messenger RNA of Symbiodinium natans, 3714 nucleotides long. NCBI's taxonomy places the organism in Eukaryota, Dinophyceae, Suessiales, Symbiodiniaceae. The record is from the annotation of a GenBank genome assembly.
AUGGCGCCGAAGUUCGACCCCAACGAAGUGAAGGUGGUGUUCCUCCGCCAGUAUGGCGGUGAGCAGGCCCCGAGCUCUGUGCUGGCUCCAAAGGUUGGCCCGCUCGGAAUGUCGCCCAAGAAGGUGGGGGACGACAUCGUCAAGGGCACCAGCCAGUGGAAGGGGAUCCGGGUGACGGUCAAGCUGACGAUCCAAAACCGCGCGGCCAAGGUGGACGUGGAGCCCAAUGCGACCAGUCUCAUCAUCAAGGCAUUGAAGGAGCCCCUUCGAGACCGACGCUUGCCUGCGCUUUGCCGCUACUGCUACGGUAGCCGCUACGACCUGAGCAACCGUCCAUGUAUCCGCAGCUUUCAAGGAAAGAAGACGAAGAACAUCAAGCAUAGUGGCAACCUCACAAAGAACGUCUUUCUGGACGUGGGGGGUUCUGUGCAGGUUCAGACAUCGUUCGCGCUAAUCGUGGUUGACAUUUGCCGCCAGAUGCGAAAGAAAAGCUUGGCAAAGGAGUUCAAGGGCACGGCAAAGGAGACCCAGUGCCGAAGGAAGCAGUUGAGCAGGAGGUCAGCCAAGUCUCAGUUCGUGCAGGAGAUCUUGGGCACCUGCUUCGCUGUCGGCUGCACUGUGGACGGCCAGAAGCCCAUCGCCCUGCAAGAGGCCUGCUGUCGGGGAUGGGGAUGGUGUGGCAGCGACGUUGCCACAGCAUGCUGUCCCCUCACAACACUUGCACUAUGCACUGUUGUAGAGGCCAUCGACAACGAGGAGUGGGAGCUGCAAAAGCUGGAGACCCACAAGCAUCGCAGCUGCUUCAUGGGCUGUUGGGCUCGCAGCGGGAUCGCGUGGCCUCGCGCAGCCCUCGCAGCCAUGGCGCCGAAGUUCGACCCCAACGAAGUGAAGGCAUCGGCCUCCGUGAGAAGAACCGCCUUUCUUGGCCUUUGUGUGCAAGCGUGUAACGAGUGCAAUGUUUGGCCUGUGCCUGCGCCCGUGCAAUCCUGUGAAGGUGGUGUUCCUCCGCCAGCACCGCAGCCGCAAGUUCUUCGCAAGAUGUUGCGCGCAAUUUUGAAUCUUCCUGGUCCGCAAGUCCGCCAGCCCCAUGAUCUCGAAGUGGAUGGAAGUGGCCCAGGUAUGGCGGUGAGCAGGCCCCGAGCUCUGUGCUGGCUCCAAAGGUUGGCCCGCUCGGAAUGUCGCCCAAGAAGGCGCCGCGCGCUGCUGGAUGUUUUAUGCUCCCGUACGGGCACAGUCCUGGUGUGCCAGGUGGGGGACGACAUCGUCAAGGGCACCAGCCAGUGGAAGGGGAUCCGGGUGACGGUCAAGCUGACGAUCCAAAACCGCGCGGCCAAGGCUUCACUCGGUGUGGACGUGGAGCCCAAUGCGACCAGUCUCAUCAUCAAGGCGUUGAAGGAGCCCCUUCGAGACCGAAAGAAGACGAAAAACAUCAAGCAUAGUGGCAACCUCACAAAGAAUGUCUUUCUGGACAUUUGCCGCCAGAUGCGAAAGAAAAGCUUGGCAAAGGAGUUCAAGGGCACGGCAAAGGAGACCCAGUGCCGAAGGAAGCAGUUGAGCAGGAGGUCAGCCAAGUCUCAGUUCGUGCAGGAGAUCUUGGGCACCUGCUUCGCUGUCGGCUGCACCGUGGACGGCCAGAAGCCCAUUGCCCUGCAGGAGGCCUUUUCAAACUAUGCACUCCACAACUCUCGAGUCGGCCAGCAAGUCUGCCAGCUGAGUAUUUUUGUGGACGCGGUUUGCCUUGCAUGCUUGGUCGACUCGGCAGACAUUCGCGGUGAGUGGCAGCUGGGCACGGUGAGGUCGCGCGACGUGGUAGAGAUCGCACAGGCUCACGGCCCGACGGCAAUGCCAACGUUGGCUCUCGUGCCCCAUUUGGGCUGGCACUUGCGCUACGAGAUGCACAUCGUGGAUCUUUCAGAGGCCCUUACAGCUUUGCUUCGCGACCGCUCUGCGUCUCCCAAGAGCCAAGCCAAAGCAGUGGCCACAUUGUCCCAAAAUGGCUGGAUUCGGACUACGCGACAGUAUGCGGUAGCCAUCGCCGCCUUGGCAAGAGCUGGUGAUUGGCAGAGUGCGCUGGAUCUACUCUUUCAGAUGGUCAAGAGCGAGCUCGACCCAGACCCCAAACCUUUUGGUGCUGCCAUCAAUGCCUGCUCCAAAUCCAGCCAGUGGAAGCAUGCAAGUGCACUUCUUGAAGUAGCAGAAGCAGCUGAAGUGAGCAUGGGGCCAAUUGGCGUGAACACGGUCAUGGGCGCCUGUUCCCGAAGCCAGAAGUGGAGAGAGGCCCUCCACCUCUUCAGCACGGCUACAGCUCCCGAUCUGACAACCUUCAAUACGGCGAUCGCGGCAUGUGCACGAGCAAAGAGCUGGCAACAGUCUCUGCUGCUGCUUGAGGACAUCCCACGGCGAAAGUUGGCCCGUGACACCUUCAGCUUCAACUCUGCCAUGAGUGGGCUGGCUGGGAGCCGGUGGGUGGCUGGGAUAGCUCUCUUGGAGCUCAUGGUAUCAGAGCAGGUUGCACCGGAUACCGUGACCUACAACUCCCUGAUGGAUGUCGCUCCUCAGAAAGCUCCGGAGAUCUUCAGACAGAUGCUUCGCGAGGAGGUGAGACCAACGGUCAUCAGCUUCAACACCGUCAUUGCUUCAUUUGCUGCGUCCUCCCACACAUCCAGAAAUCAACAAGAAGCCCUGCAUUUGUUACAGGACAUGGAGAGAUGGCGCCUUGUGCCGAACUUGAUCACGUUCAACAGCUGCAUCGUGGCAUGCGGCGACUGGCAGCAAGCGCUGGCAAUGCUUGAAGCGCUUGAGGACCAGCGGCUGACUGCGGACACGAUCACCUUCAACAGCCUGCUGCGCGCCGCCGACGGCAACCUGCCGGCGGUGCACAUGAUCCUGGAAGCGAUGUGCUGCCGCAGGCUGAAGCCCGAUCUCCUGAGCUGCAGCAGCGCCAUUGCUGCAUGCACUUCGGGAGGCCUGUGGGCGGCAGCUCUGGAUUUCUUGGCGCAAGUUCCAGGACAUCCGGACGUGCCGGUGAUGAAUGCCGCGAUGACGGUGUGCGCAGAGGCUGGAGAGUGGGAGCGAGCGCUGCUGCUGCUUCAUCAGUUUCGCCUACAUCAUCUGGCUCCGGACGUCGUCAGCUUCAACUCUGUCAUGACGGCGUGCGAGAAUGGUCAGCAGUGGGAUUUGGCUGUCUGGCUCCUUCAAGACCUUCGCGCUCGCCGCCUUCGGCCAUCCCUGAUCAGCUACAGCUCUGCAGCAAGCGCCUGUGAGAAGGCAAAGCAGUGGAUGCAAGCGGUGAGCUUGCUCCUCACCCUUCAACAGUCUGGGCUGCAAGCCGAUGAUAUCGCCUUCAACACGGUCACGAGCGCUUGUGGCCAUGGGCGACAGUGGAAGAAGGCGCUGGGCAUUCUGCAACUCCGGGAGGUUCACGGGCUCCCCUGGGAGCUGGUCACCUGCAACGCAGCCAUAUCUGCAUGUGCUGCUGGUCUCGCGACUGCUGCAGCCGUGGCGUUUCUGGGAAGGCUCCGAACUGCGCAGCUGGAACCCAGCGCAGUGACCUGGAAUUCCCUGAUGGAGGCCUGCGGGGAUACGUGGCGGCUGAGUGUCGAUCUGUUGAGGGAGAUGGAAGAGCAGCAGUCCGAAAUAGACAUUCUGGCGCUGGCUUCCGUGGUGUCAUCUCUGCGCCAAGGCAAGGGAAGGACUUUCAUGUUCAAAAAGUAG